This is a messenger RNA of Trichoderma virens Gv29-8, 726 nucleotides long. RefSeq lists its product as uncharacterized. Lineage: Eukaryota; Fungi; Ascomycota; Sordariomycetes; Hypocreales; Hypocreaceae. The transcript has 2 exons. The record is from RefSeq and is a predicted model, not a curated record. Bases 1 to 726 code for a protein of 241 amino acids.
AUGGCUCUUGUUCUACCUCCAUCCGUUGAUCACUUCAACUCCUUGCCUGGUAUCGCGGAGUCCAACGAAUCGUUCCAAACUCAUUGCACGCAGAAGAUGCUCUCGGAUAUUUGCGCCGUCUUUGUCAAGCACAAAGCUCAGCAUAUCUAUGGCCUCGCGCUUGUUCAUCAGCAUUUCGAUCUUGAGACUGACGAGAAGCUGGUCAACAUUGGAAACGUUGCUGUUCCCCUCAAGACUGGCUCUGUUUCCACUACAAUUGCUGCGACUAGAUGGGCGUUUUCUGGAGAAAGUGUAAUCCCUUACGAGUUCUCUACCGAGGCACGUCAGAUUGAUAUGGACCAGCAUCACGAUUUUAUCUACGAACUAGGGAAGCUUAUCCAUUCCUGUGGACUCUCUGAUCAUCUCGGAUUGUGUUCGCUUGACAGUAUCGCCGAUACAACCAAAGGCCCCACUAUGGAGUUUACUAGUGGCCGCGCAAACAUCACAUUGCCAUUUGAUAUUGACCCAGAGAAUGGGCAGAGUGUCGAGGCAGCUUGGCAGGAUCAAUCCCGGGAAUGGUUGGAUUUGCCCAAUGCAAGUCGCGCUGCAAAACAGGUCCAAAUACUGGUCAUCAGUCACAUCACAAAUAUACCAGAGCCUAGUCGGCUCACUGACAUGGUUACCUACCCCAUUUACCAACAACAGCGUGCACGAUCACGCGCAAUAGUGUAUCUAUGUCUAGAUUAG